UCUCUACCUAUGACUCAGACGGAUACAAGCAAACCUGUUGAGUGGAACAUCAACCCAAAGCACAAACAGCUCGUGCACGAACACACACGUGAAGUCCUCGAGGGUGAGUGUCAUGCCAAUGGCACCAGGACCAAGCUGCUGGCGCUGCUUCCAGCUUCAGGUCGCUCCACUCAGCCCUUCCUAUGGAGAGAUGGGCCGCUCCCCGAUGACCUGUUCUUGUACCCACCGCCGUUUGGGCUCAGAGGUCUUCAAGGAAAAGUAAAGGACCUGCUGCAGCUGCUUCCAGCCUCUGAUUCCAGCUCGCUGCCAUGGUCAACAGCGGGGAAAUGCUACCGCUGUGUCGUGAUGGGAAACGGAGGCAUCCUCAAAGGCUUACAGCUGGGCCCUCUGAUCGACCGAUUUGACGUGGUCAUCAGGUUGAAUAGUGGCCCUUUAGGAGAGUUCACUGACGACGUCGGACAGCGCACCAGCAUCAGAAUGAGUUACCCAGAGGGUACGCCACUCCACUGGGCCGACUUGGACCCAAACGCCCUUUUUGUUGCGGUGGCGUAUAAGGGAGGAGACCUCAGCUGGACCUCUGCUAUGAUUAAGAAGAUCCCUGUGCCUCUGCUGGACUGGCUCUUCUUCUGGCAGAAGGUUCCAAGUGAAAUCCCUCUGGAGCCCCAGAUGUUCAGGCUUCUGAACCCCCGCGUCAUCAGAGAGACUGCAUUAGACCUCCUGAAAUACCCCGAACCCAGACCACGCCUGUGGGGAUGGGACCAGAACAUUCCAACCCUGGGUGUCACUGCUCUGAAUCUAGCCAGCCUGCUGUGCGAUGAGGUCAGCUUGGCAGGCUUCGGCUACAGCCUGUCUCAUCGGGAUGUGCCGUUGCACUACUACGACCACCUGCCGACAAGUGUGAUGCAGCAGCAGAAGAUGCACAACGUGGACAGAGAGACUGAGUUUCUUCAGAAACUCGUGAGAGAGGGAGCCAUAACUGACCUGACGGGGGGCAUAAACUGCCUCUUCUGCCCCAGAUGA
Molecule: messenger RNA, 1020 nt
Organism: Menidia menidia (Atlantic silverside)
Lineage: Eukaryota; Metazoa; Chordata; Actinopteri; Atheriniformes; Atherinopsidae
Source: the annotation of a GenBank genome assembly